Messenger RNA from Schistocerca americana (American grasshopper), 798 nucleotides. Its product is annotated as proline-rich receptor-like protein kinase PERK9. The transcript has 4 exons. The coding region runs from base 1 to 798 and encodes 265 amino acids. The record is from RefSeq and is a predicted model, not a curated record. Lineage: Eukaryota; Metazoa; Arthropoda; Insecta; Orthoptera; Acrididae.
AUGCUGAAGAAAUAUGGAUAUUUGGUCCACGGCGGGUUCCAGCCGCGCCUUCCGACUUCGCUGCCGCCCCCAGGGCAGCAGCAACAGCAGGAGCCGUCGCCGCUACCACGCCGACAGCCCGUCCCGUUGAUGCCUCCCGCGCAGCUUCAUCCGGGAGCGCCCCAGGUGGUCGCUCCGGCGCCUGCGGUCACUCUUCAGUCGCCACCGCCUUCGGAGCUGAUGGACGUCGACCCCUCAGCCGGGCCGCCUUCCCAAGCGGUGGCUGUGCAGCCUGUCCUGCAGCCGCUUUCCUUGGGCACCCCCAAGGAGUCUGACACCGCAGCGCCUUGUCCGGCGCCCACUCAGCAGCCGUCGACGCAGCGUCAGGAGACGCUGCCUCUCUUCGUGGGUCCCGACGCCCCGUCGCGUCCAGUACCAGAAGCUGCGCCCGUGGUCACAGGCGUGUGGAAAGUCACGGAGUGGAAAUUAUGUGCUGAGUGUGUCCUGAAAGCUGACAAACCAGUACAGCCCAGAAUGAGGAGGACACAGAAUCCAGUAGGUGUCUUUGGCCUCCAUGGAGAGAGACAGCAGCUGCUGAGUCCUAGGUUACGGAAGCGCAGAGCUGACUGCAGCAUCCGCGCGCCCACUGGCAUCACAGAGCCGGCGCGACUGAGACGCAAGUGGUCCGCGCAGACAGUCUGGGAGCAUGGGCGCCGGCCAUUAGCCGCACAUCAGAUGAGGGAAGGGACGCCGUGCUUUACGAGGGCCGCCAAUCACGACCGCCUGCAAUCUCAAAUCAUUACCGGUCUCCGAGAAUAA